Messenger RNA from Ailuropoda melanoleuca (giant panda), 3860 nucleotides. RefSeq names its product G protein subunit gamma 2 (gene GNG2). Gene Ontology annotation, biological process: G protein-coupled receptor signaling pathway. Gene Ontology annotation, molecular function: G-protein beta-subunit binding. Lineage: Eukaryota; Metazoa; Chordata; Mammalia; Carnivora; Ursidae. Gene Ontology annotation, cellular component: heterotrimeric G-protein complex. The transcript is spliced from 6 exons. The record is from RefSeq and is a predicted model, not a curated record. Bases 584 to 799 code for a protein of 71 amino acids.
GUAGACGAGGGUGCCAGUGAGCGAGUGGCAAACAUCACAAGGAGAUAGAGGGCGUUGCCUUCUCCCCUCAGAGCGCUGGGUGUUGACCUGGUCCCCUAGCAAGUUCCUACAGGGAAGUCCAUCAGCACAAGCUCCACGCCGAGUCGCCCAGUUCGCUCUGAAGUCUCAGGUCCGCAGAGGAAAGGCAGGUAACUGCUGUUGUGUAAGCAGGGAACACCUGUGGAAAUUUCUUGUCCUCUGUGGCACUUCCGAGGCGAAAGAUUGCUGACCUCUGGUUACGGACAGUCAGAAGAGAAGAGAGAGCAAGCAGAAAACAUGGCCCCCAGGGCCACUGUGGAGCCCAUGUCCAUGCUGUUUUGUCACAACUGACUGAUGCCCAAAUCUGCCAGUGAGCCUCAGGCUUUGGGAACUGAAGAGACUCGUUCAUGUUAAACAACUUUUUACUUAUGGCCUGAUCAAUAUUAACUGGAGUGUGUGGAGACCUUUCCUAAGCUCUUCAUCCAUCAGAAAGAGGCCGUUCUUGGAGGCAGAUGGGACUGUCUAAAUUAAGUGUAUCUGAAACCCCCCCCCGCCCAGCAUUCCAAUGGCCAGCAACAACACCGCCAGCAUAGCACAAGCCAGGAAGCUGGUAGAACAGCUGAAGAUGGAAGCCAACAUCGAUAGGAUAAAGGUAUCCAAGGCGGCCGCAGACCUGAUGGCCUACUGCGAGGCGCAUGCCAAGGAAGACCCCCUGCUGACCCCGGUCCCGGCUUCAGAAAACCCAUUUAGGGAGAAGAAGUUUUUCUGCGCCAUCCUUUAAGUCUUCACGAGGAGCCUGAAGAGCGUCAGGGCUCCUGGGACACUGAUGUCGAGUUUUUAGCGAAGUGGGCGCCUUUCUAGUCCACAGCAUUUAAAGAGAGGGAGGAGAACCAUCCUGGAAACUUCAGGCCAUGCAUGUUUAAAGAACCGGUCCCCUUGAUGAGAAUGAAAGCCAAACCACAUCCCGAGUUAAGAGAUCUGAUAUCUGCAGAACUGCCUGGAGCAAGGGAAUAUGUAAAGAUAAAAUCCGCCUCAUUUCUUUCUGCUAUCCCUGCCCAAACCUUAUGUUUCUGCUUCAUAUUUAAAAAAAUAAUAAAAAAAAUAAAAACAGACAGCUGUACUGAGCUAAGAUAUGUAUGACCUUCUUGGAAUGACUAUUGCCUUUAGAAUACCCUUUGAUAAGCUGAAUUGUCCAGUGUAGCUGCGGUUUGGUUUAAUGGCAUUGAUGUUUAGUCUUUGUGCCUUUUUUUUUCCUUCUCCCCUGCCUCUCCUUCCACCCCUUCCCAUUAGAGUAGUACAGAGAGAAGACUGGACUUGUAUGUAAGACUGAACUCCAAGGAGGAGCACCCAGAUGUUGAGGGAGCUGUUCCCCGUGGUUUGUCCUCAUGGUAAUAACAACAAAAAAUGCCGGUUGUCUGUGUUCUCUUAUCACAAUUCCUAACAUUUGUACAUGAUAGCUUUGAUUCUGCAAGUAAAAGUAAAUCAUGUGUUGUGACUGGUGCUUUCAUAUAUUUGUGACAAUUUUUGAGUAAUACUGCAUGAAAAUUUCCCUAUGUUACAUCCAUUCAGAAGGUUUGUUGUUUUACUAAAGUUUGGAACAGGAAUGAGAGAGAAAAGAAGCUAGAGAAGAAAAAACUCAGUGUCUUGAAAACUGAGAUUACUUCAGAGCCUUAGCCAUGCCUAAUAUACCUCUGAGUUCACAGUGGCGUAAACGCCUCUUCAACGUAUUUUCCAGAAUCCAAAGCAUUUUGGCUGUAUCCAGGAUCCAGGGCAGCACAGGAACCACCAAGCAGGAGAGGGAAGGAGGGAUUCACCAUCAAUGGGGAGGCAUUUCUGUCAUAGAGUAAGAGCCGAUUUCAUCUUUCCCUGCAUCGUGGAAAUUCUAGAUUGAAGGAACACUCUCUGUUUGUUCAAGAAUCAGGAGAAAUAAACCAAUGGCUCCAGAGAAGACCUAUUUGCAGAAUCCUGGCUGUUCACCUGCCACAGAGAAGAGGUCAGGUGCACCCCCACCCCCAGCCAGCAACACCAGAAAGCGUUCUGGCUCUCUUUUGCCACUGGGAUGGUCUUUGCUUUUCACUCACGAAAUUUUUCAAUAGAACCUUUUCUGUUGUUCUCUGUCUUGUUUGAGUCUCUCAGUCUUUAUCUACAACUUCCUUGCAGCUAGAGCUCUCUCUUCCUGAGAGAUGAUAUUGAAAGUGAUUUUUCAUUACAGCUCUAGCCUUCAUCAGUAAUGGAAGGUCCUGGUAACCUGCAUCAAUUUUCUCUGUGUCAUUCCCAGGCAAAAGAGGACCAGCCUUAGAGCUCGCUGUUUACUUUGAAAUUGCAAAAGACCAUUUCCAAAUUAAUUCUAUUCUCUUUCUGUUCUCUUCCUUCUGUUUAAAAAAAAAAUGGAGAAGAAGGAAAAGAGAAGAUGUAAAAGCUUAGUAUGCCAAGGACAGAUUUUGAAAGAGUUAGUAAAUACUUUCCCUAGCUCCUUUUAUGGGCAUGAUGGUAAAAGAAAGCUCACAACUGGGGUGGGGGCAAGGGAAUCCUGAGAUAUUUGCAAAAUGUGUGAAUCUAGUUCUAUAACCAGAUACUUCUGUUCAAACCUUGGGAUGUUGUUACAGUCAGCGAAACGCUAAUGAAGAUUUAGUAGGAAGACCCUGGCAGAGUAUUUAUUAAACUAAUAUGGUAUUGUACCAUUAGCUUAGUAAUACUGUGGAAUCAGCUAAAACCAUACACAUUUUUAAAAUUAAGCCAAAACAUGAAUUGAAUAUGUGGUCACAUAAAAACAACUCUGAAUAAAGCACCUUUUGAUGGUGAUUAGGGCAUCAUUGUAAGACCCCAAGGAUUUUCAUAAUCCAGGCCAUUUAUUUUUCUUAGAGGGAUGCUUUAUAUUUGUAUGUAAAUCUAGAUCUUUGGAGCAAUUAGAAUGGCAUUAAAACUUGAAGGAAGCACUGUAAUACGGCUCUGAUAAUUAAAAGUUAAGGAAGUUCCAAACUUGUGACCUUGUUUACAAAAGAGAAAAAGCAGAAAAUACACAAUCAAUCUGAAAUUAAGUUUAAGGAAAAUGUUUGGGCUUUUUCAUAACUUCAUGUCCUGUAGUAUGGUAUAUAAUACCAGAGUCUUUAUAUGAGUUUUUGCUUAUCAGUAUUUUUACUUGUUAAGGGGGAAAGAAAUCUUUUGAUGACUUAUACCUCUAAAGAGCUUUAAUUCUGUUAGAAAUUCAACAAUCAUUUCCACCAGCAUAACUUUAUCUGAAGGAAUAACUAAUAGGAAAAUUUAACUUAAUUAUUCAAGGCCCUAAUUUCUGUAUAUAAUGUAUUGGAUAGUAAUGAAAAUCUAUCAUGCAGUUAGUUUAAAUUGUAACAAUAACCCUCAUAUUAAGAAAAAAAUUGUAUCGUCCUUAAUAUUAACUCUGGUUUCUUUCCUUUUUAAUUUUAAACCAAGUACUAUUUAAUUUAAAUUAGAGGUUGCAAAACAGUACUUUGAUCUGAGGUUAAUUUCGAUAAUAAUAUUUGAAAGAGAUUGCUUACCAAGGAAAAAUUAAAAACCAUUUCUCCACAUACUCCUAUUCACAAAUGGGAUUUGGGGAAAUUGAGCAUGCUGUCUUAAGAUUUUUGUAGUUUUUUUUUUUUUUAAUAUUUGCUUCAAGCUGCUCCUGGCAAUGGUGAAUUGUUACGUAUCGUUAAUGUUUUCCCAACCCAAGGAUUGUUCACAUUUUUCCUAUAUGAGAUCUAUGGAGUGUGUCUUUCAGAGAGGAAAUACAGGAAUGUUAAAGCAGGAAAACCUGAAUGUGAUGUGCACAUUUUCAUCCCACAUGGACAAUGUAUUUGUUUUAAUAAAUGGAAUUUUCAAAUUCA